Gambusia affinis (western mosquitofish) is the source of this 4892-nucleotide messenger RNA. RefSeq names its product copine-9-like. Bases 259 to 1932 code for a protein of 557 amino acids. Gene Ontology annotation, cellular component: plasma membrane. NCBI's taxonomy places the organism in Eukaryota, Metazoa, Chordata, Actinopteri, Cyprinodontiformes, Poeciliidae. The record is from RefSeq and is a predicted model, not a curated record. Gene Ontology annotation, biological process: cellular response to calcium ion. Gene Ontology annotation, molecular function: calcium-dependent phospholipid binding. The transcript is spliced from 20 exons.
UGAACUUUAAAUCUGCCUCCCAACUUUCAGCCUCUCUCCUACCGUCGGUCUCUCCCCCCAACCACAGCCGCCCCCCACACUCACUCUCCCCACUCCACCCAAUCUCUUCCUCUCCCGCCUCCGCAGGUGAAAACCCAGAGGCAGAUCUCAGCCAUGGAUUUACUGCGAUCACGAUCCGAGUGCUGAACCGUCCCAUCUUUCCACUCGUCCGGAUUUCCAGGCGCUUUUUGCGGAUGAUCAUCAGCGUCGUGAGGCGAGAUGAUGGCUUCAAUAGGCGAAUUCGACCCUCUGAACACCAGAGUCCCUGCAACUAAAAUAGAAGUUACUGUGUCCUGCAGGAGUCUGCUGGAUGUGGACACAUUCUCCAAGUCAGAUCCUGUGGUGGUGUUGUAUGUGCAAGGUGUGGGAACCAAAGAGUGGAGGGAGUUUGGCAGGACAGAAGUUAUCGACAACACCCGAAAUCCUGAUUUUGUCAGGAAGUUUGUGCUGGAUUUCUUCUUUGAAGAGAAGCAGAAUCUAAGGUUUGAUGUGUACAACGUGGACUCUAGAAGCUGUAACAUAUCCAAACACAAGGACUUUUUGGGCCAGACGUUCUGUACACUUGGAGAAAUAAUCGGGUCAACAGGAGGACGGCUGGAAAGGACCCUGUCUGGGAUACCAGGGAAGAAGUGUGGAAUCAUAAUCUUGGCAGCGGAGGAGCUCAGUAACUGCAGGGAUAUCGCUACGAUGCAGUUGUGCGCCAACAAGCUGGAUAAGAAAGACUUUUUUGGAAAGUCUGACCCGUUCCUGGUGUUUUACCGCAGUAAUGAGGAUGGAACGUUCACCAUCUGCCACAAGACGGAGGUGAUCAAGAACACGCUGAAUCCGGUGUGGCAGCCGUUCACCAUCCCCGUCAGAGCUCUCUGCAACGGCGACUAUGACAGGACUGUGAAGGUUGACGUGUACGACUGGGAUCGAGAUGGAAGCCACGACUUCAUUGGAGAGUUCACCACAAGUUACAGAGAGCUGUCCAGGGGGCAGAAUCAGUUCAAUGUCUAUGAGGUUUUAAACCCCAAGAAGAAGGGCAAGAAGAAGAAAUACAUCAAUUCUGGGACUGUAACUCUGCUGUCCUUCAAAGUGGAGUCGGAGUAUACCUUUGUGGAUUUCAUCCGCGGAGGGACACAACUGAACUUCACCGUAGCGAUUGACUUCACAGCAUCUAAUGGUAACCCGUCCCAGCCCACCUCCCUCCACUAUAUGAGUCCCUACCAGAUGAAUGCAUAUGCCAUGGCCCUGAAAGCAGUGGGGGAGAUUAUCCAGGACUACGACAGUGACAAGCUCUUUCCUGCCUACGGUUUUGGAGCUAAGCUGCCCCCUGAUGGCAAAAUCUCCCACGCCUUCCCACUGAAUGGUGACAGCGACCAGCCGAACUGUGUGGGCAUAGAGGGAGUUCUGGAGGCCUACUUCCAGAGCCUGAGGACAGUGCAGCUGUAUGGACCCACCAACUUCGCACCAGUUAUCAACAAAGUAGCAAACUGUGCAGCAGAGAUUACAGAUGGCUCUCAGUACUUUGUCCUGCUGAUGAUCACAGAUGGAGUGAUAUCUGACAUGGUCCAGACCAAAGAGGCAGUGGUCAACGCAGCAUUACUUCCUUUGUCCAUAAUCAUUGUUGGUGUCGGCCCUGCUGAGUUUGACGCGAUGGAGGAGCUUGAUGGAGACGAGGUGAGAGUCUCCUCCAGAGGACGUCUUGCUGAGAGAGACAUUGUUCAGUUCGUUCCGUUCAGAGACUACAUCGACAGGUCCGGGAACCAGGUGCUCAGCAUGGCCCGGCUGGCCAAAGACGUUCUGGCCGAGAUCCCUGACCAGCUGCUGUCGUUCAUGAAGAGUCGAGGAAUCGAACCGCGACCGGCCCUCUCCUCCUCCCCCAUACCGGCGCUGCACCGGCACAUCUGACCCACACAAUCCCCAACAUCUUCCCCGUCCCUGUCUGUCUCCUUUUUUCCCUUUCCUCCAGCUUCUCUUAUCCUCCAUUUCUUUGCCACUUUAAAAAGAAGGAAGUGUCAACCUGCUGCUCUCUCAGCCAGAGUCUAAACAGACGCCUCCCUUCAGCACAGCGGGCGUUCAUCCUCCACUCACCUGCUGCUGUAACUCAUCUGUUCCUCUCCCUCCUCUUAACAUUCGGUUACAUUACUAAAGAGCGUUGGGACCGACCCCCUGAGUGGAACCUUCUGGAACAUUCAGAGCUGGAUGUUUAGGAUGUUUUCCCACCUGAUAGUCCGGUAGACUUGGUUCUAUCGGCAACCAAAACAGAAAUAUUUGUUAGAUUUUCAGCUGUUGCGGUUCCCGUUUACGCUGCACUUCGUCAAACAAUCCAAAAAGCUGUUCCCCUCCUCGCCUGUGGUGGCGCUACAUCAACAACCACAGAAGGAAACAACACAAAGACGUCCAAAGACAUGACAAUUGCUUUUUUUAACCCCAUACAGGGAGUCUUUUGUGGGCUCUAGAGUCCCUUAUAUGAAAGUAGGCUGAUAGGAAAGGGGGAAGAAGACAUGCAGCAAAUGUCGCGGGGUCUGGAAAUCGAACCUGUGACAGCCGAUUCGAGGACUCAGGGCCUCCAAACGUGGGUCGUGUUCCAAACGCCACCACAGCACGCCCUGACAGGACAAGUUCAGUCUUCUCGAAAUGUAAAGAAAUUGAGUGGUGUCUGAUUUUAGUGGUUGUAGGAUUUCUCUUUUGGUUUUGGUCAAAGACCACGAGUUCAUUUCUCCCUCUAGUGCCAGACUUUUAGGUUGUUUUCACCCAGAAUCUACCCAGAAUGCCCUGUGUUGUCGUCCACUUCUCUGGUCCGCUUGGCGUUCACUUUUGCAUUCAAACCACACCAGAGUUCACUUCAACCCAACAGAGACGGAGGUUUUUAGGCGGACAAGAUUUCACUUUGUUGUCUGUAUAGAAUGGUCAGGUUUCCUACAAAUCAUUCUGCUUUUGAACACUUUUGACUGGUGUGAACGCACAAUUAGUGUUUCUGUCCAACUCCCAUCAUUUAUCUUUUUCGGAGGCCUCUCCUGCAGAAGGUUGACAUUCUGUCUCAUUUUCUCCAAUCAGGAGCCCAGUUUGGUAUUUAAUCCAAAUUAAAUCAUAUGGGGCCCUUGAUGAGUGAGAGGUACAGUGCGGCGCCUCAUUUGAGAAGUUUUCACCGAUUCACAAACAGAGCGACUCGUGCUCCGGAGCAUUUAGCCCGAGUCACUGCUGUAAAGGCUGCAGACGACCGCUGGCGGUUCCAGGGUCGGGUCAGACGAUGCAUCAGUCUCACACACACACACACACACACCUCUGUCUCUAACGCCACACCCACCCCUCUCUCUGCCCAGCGUGGGCCGAGGCUGGGUGCAGAUUUUCCCCCCUGCUGUUAGAGAAAUGCCAGUCUCUCCAGCUGUCCUGUGGAGAGGAGGAGGAGGAGGAGAGAGGAAGGAAGGAAAAGAACCAGGGGAGGGAAGAGAGGAGACAAGACACAGGUAUGCUCAAGGAUGCAGUGAGGUGGAGAGAAAGUGUUUAUCUUGUUCCAGCUGCAGUUCUGUCUCUUCAUUAGUUUAAAAAAAAAAUAAAGUAUGCACAUUUAAACCCCAAACGAUGCUAAUCUAGGAUCAAUACACACUCUAUGAAAAGCAAUACGACCGACUCCUAGCGUAGUGUUCGCCUUAUGCAUGUCCUGCUCCUUUCAGAGCUGCUUACAAAGUGGGAAAAGGCUGCCACCUAGUGCUCACCCCCCUGUAUAGCAGGACCUCUAUCUAUAUUAUGCAUGAACUGCUGUACAGCCCUCCGCUCCUCUGAGGCGCGUGCAUGAUGAACACAUCCAGCCAAAUUCAACAACGACAGAGGACUGCGUAGAAAUAACAGACCUAGAAAUGCAAACCGUCCGUGUGCGAUGCGUCAGCUUCACGUGGUGUAGAGACGUGUUCUGUGUGCGCUUUGUAAAUACGUGGACCUUUUUAUAAAAAAUAAUAAAAAAAAAUGUUUCUUUUUGCAUGUUGGGUGGAGGGGGGAAAUGUAAAACAGUGUAUCAGUGAAUAUUACACACCCCUACACUUCAAAACGAAAAUACAAACAAAUAUAUGCAUUUUUUUUUCUGUGUCUUUGGAAAAAUUCUUGUGUAGAUUUCACAUCUGAUCUGUGUUUUACAGAAUCCAGUGAAAUUAUGUGUAUUUCUUUUUACAUAUAUCUUGAAGGGUCAAGAAAACAAAAAAUGUUUGGAUUCUGUUGAAUGCCGAUGAAUUCAGAGCAGGGGUCUGCAGCCUGUUUGAACCUUCCACAUGGAAAAGACAAAAUAUUCAGAGUUUUUCUAGUUUCUAGUGCAAAUAUCGUAAUACAAAAAUGAGACAAAACUAACUUGCAAGUUACUUUUCAACAGGAUGUACUAUUUCCACUGGCAGACUUUUUAAUUUGUAACAUGGAAAAAUGUGUUGGUGAAAAAAAUCUUCCUGUGGAACUAGUACUUUUUAUUUCCAUUUAUGGAGUUAUUGACUUUAAGCUAACUAAUAUACUUUAAAAAGUUACUUGUAAAAUAGUUUUGUCUUAUUUCAAGUGCACUAAGAUAUUAACUCUAGAGACCAAAAAUACUUAGAUAUAGAUAUUAGGGUUUGGAAAUUAUUAGGGUCUUAAAAUCGUGCCACAAUAUUUAUAUAAUAAACAGCAAUAAAAUUAACUAUGAUAUACUGUUUACAACUUCUUUGUCUGUUUUUUGCUUCAAAUAUAUAAAAUAUUGUUUUGCAUUCAAUCAUCUUGUUUUGAAAUUUCUUGAUGUUAUCUGAUGCUCCGCCUCUGGUUUUUAGGGUUUUCAUUAAUUGAAGAUUAUAGUUAUAAAAAAUUGGCAUUUUUUUCAUGAGAAUGAGAAUGACACAAUAAAGGCAUAUAUCUAA